CACCAUUAGCGCAGGGGUACUGUACCAAAGCUGUUGUGCACCAGUUUAAAGCAGCCCAGCCGGUUUUUGCCACAUCGAGCCCCGCUCGUUUUGACACAAGCAGCCUGCAGUAGCAAACUGCGAUCCAGCCAUGUCUAAACCCAGACCCAAGGGAUUACUUGCGCGCCUGCAGGAUGACGAGACGGUGAUCUGCGCGGAGGGAUAUCUGUUCGAGUUCGAGCGACGCGGCUACCUGCAGGCCGGCGGGUACGUACCGGAAGUCGUCAUCGAGCACCCGGAACUGGUGGAGGGUCUGCAUAGGGAGUUCGUGCACGCCGGAAGUGACGUGGUGCUGGCCUUCACGUAUUACGCGCACCGUGAGAAAAUGCGGCUGAUCGGACGUGAGGCGGACCUGGAGAAGAUCAACCGCACGGCGCUGCGCCUGGCGAGGAAGGUGGCAGACGACACCGGCACGCUCAUGGCGGGAAAUAUCUGCAACCUCAACAUCUACGACCAGGCGGACCCGGGCUGGGAGGGGCGCGCGCACGCCAUGUUUAAGGAGCAGUUGGAGUGGAUAAUGGAGGAGGGCGGGUGUGACUUUAUCCUUGCUGAGACGUUUUUUGCCUACGCAGAGGCUAAACUGGCUCUGGAGUGCGUCAGGAAAUAUGCCAAAGGUAUUCCCGUGGUGGUGAGCUUUAAUCUGAAGCGUGGAGACGACCUGAUAGACGGCGUACUGAUCCAGGACGCGCUGCGCCGCCUAGCGGAGGCCGGGGCUGACGUGGUGGGGCUGAACUGCGGGCGCGGCCCCGCCACCACCCUGCCUGUGCUGGAGGAGGCCAAACAGAACGGCAUUGAGACGCCCCUGGCCUUCGUGCCCGUCCCGUAUCGCACGGACGCCGAGAACCCCAACUUCAUGACGCUGAAGGACGUGAACGACAACGGUAAGAUCGCCUUUCCCUUAGACCUGGACCCGUGGCUUUGCAGCCGGUCGCAAAUCGCCUCCUACACCCGCAAAGCACACGCCCUCGGCGUCCGCUUCAUGGGCAUCUGCUGCGGGAAUGCCUCGCACUUCACCCGCGCCAUGGCCGAGGCGCUGGGCCGGCAGCCGCCCGCCUCCCGAUACACAGCCGACAUGAGCAAACACGCGUACUACGGCACCGACCCGACUCUCAUCGACUUCAACACACAGGAGGUCUGCAAAAACAAGUUCUGAACAAGUAAACAAUAAAACUUUACACAACAAACAACAAACACGCGUACUACGGCACCGACCCGACUCUCAUCGACUUCAACACACAGGAGGUCUGCAAAAACAUGUUCUGAACAAUAUCAAAGUUUCUAAGAUCUGAUCAAGUUAAGAACAAAUCAAAGUUCGUCCCAACAGAAACAAGUCUGAAGCCUUCAUUAGCCCCGAAUGACCAACUACUUAGACCACGUGACCUAAAGGACCAUUGAUCUUUUAGUCACGUGACUUAACAGUCUCGUAUCCACGUGACCAGCUGGCGGACCUUUUAGUGAUCAGUCAAAAUUCAUUUCCAAAAAUUGAUUUAUGUCGAAGCGUAACCUUCACCCAUUCUGACGUAUAAACUACAAAAAAAUGAUUCCCGUGUCUCUGUAUAGCAGCAAUCUAAGUGACACUUUAUGUUGUAUUAUAAUAUAAUGUUGGUUUUCUUCUUUAUAAUUUUUUUCUUCAAUUCUUUGUCGUCUAAUGCAAAAAUUUAUUACAAAAUAAAGACUGUGGAUCAAA
Branchiostoma floridae (Florida lancelet) is the source of this 1726-nucleotide messenger RNA. Its product is annotated as betaine--homocysteine S-methyltransferase 1-like. Gene Ontology annotation, molecular function: methyltransferase activity; zinc ion binding. The transcript is spliced from 7 exons. The record is from RefSeq and is a predicted model, not a curated record. Bases 131 to 1192 code for a protein of 353 amino acids. NCBI's taxonomy places the organism in Eukaryota, Metazoa, Chordata, Leptocardii, Amphioxiformes, Branchiostomatidae.